Molecule: messenger RNA, 1758 nt
Organism: Exophiala aquamarina CBS 119918
Lineage: Eukaryota; Fungi; Ascomycota; Eurotiomycetes; Chaetothyriales; Herpotrichiellaceae
Exons: 1
Coding region: 1-1758 (585 amino acids)
Source: RefSeq, a predicted model, not a curated record
AUGGCGAAAAAAUCAAAUAAAUCUACUGCUGCUGCAAAGCAAGCCAGGUCAUCUACGGAGCCGUCUCGACAGGCUGGAGCUUCAUCCGACGAGAUAGGCGUCACUGCCAGCUCCAAGCCACCGUUGUCCAUCCCUUCGAAGCUGCUAGACUUUCGGGUCCAGCGAGGACUUCAACUGAUUCUCCUUGCAGCAUUAUCAGCCUCGCUCUCUCAACUCAACCUGUCACCAGUUUAUGGGGCCAUACCUGCAGGGGUCUACCAUCGAUAUGGGCUCACCGUAUCGUUUCUGAUUGCCGUUGUAAUUCGAGGGUAUCUUCCAAAAGGAUUAAGUCGAUGGAUCGCGACAUUCUCGUUUUGGAUCCCCAGCAUUCAAUUUGUGCUGUUCCAACUAAGCUCGUCACUUGGAAAUCCCUAUGGUCCCCUGGUAACCGAGCUUCUGACAUGCUAUCCGCUCGUCAUCACUUCGAUUUGCACUGCGAUUGGAUUCUUCGAUAACCCCCUCUACGUUGGCACUGAGAACUUGCUGAAUGAUACUGUUCCUGCCAUGGGCUUAUUUGUACUCUUUGCAUUGCUUCAGAGAGCUGCCAAGAGCACCAUCAAUUCGUUCAGUGGGCCAGGCUUUCUCAGAUCUCGGAUUGGGUUGCAACUGAUUGUCGGCAUAUUUUAUGCCAUGGUCAUUCCCAAAAGCCUCGUUUGGCCAGCUUUUCCCUCCGUCAUCAUCACCAUGGUUGCAAACCCGCAUUGCACCCUUACAAAGACCACAGACGUACUGAACAACACCCUAGCGCUUUAUGACUACACAUUAUUGGAUCGCAAAGAGUCAAUUACAGGCUACAUUUCUGUCCUGGAAGAUAAUCAGAAGGGUUUUCGGGCUAUGAGGUGCGACCAUAGCUUGCUGGGUGGAGAAUGGAAAGUACCGGUAGUUGAGGGAGCCGCAAAGAAGGUUGGUGAUCCGAUCUACAGUAUCUUCACUAUGCUGGAAGCUGUGCGUCUCGUUCAACCUGCAUCGUCCACUCUGGAGAAAACAGCAUUGAACAUUGGCCUAGGUAUUGGCACCGCCCCGUCAGCCAUGAUUGCUCACGGUAUAAAUACUACUAUAUUGGAGAUCGAUCCUGUGGUGCACGAGUUUGCUGUCAAGUACUUCGACCUGCCACACAAUCAUAGCUAUUACAUUGGGGACGCCGUUGCCGCGGUUGAUAGCUCUGUUGCCAACGCCCAGACCAGCCCAAGCACUUCUGAGGCCGAAUCAUACGAUUAUAUAAUUCACGAUGUUUUCACAGGUGGUGCCGAGCCCGCCGAACUCUUUACUAAUGAGUUCCUCUCGGGCCUUCACCUGCUUCUUAAAGCUGAUGGAGUCAUCGCAAUAAAUUAUGCUGGCGACCUUGCAAUGCCUUCCGCAUCUAUUAUCUAUCGAACAAUCACAUCGGUGUUUCCUUCGUGCCGAGUCUUCCGAGAAGAAGAGGCGGCCGAGCCGAAUACCCAACCGGACGACUUCACGAACAUGGUAUUUUUCUGCCGGAAGACGGAUAUUCCUGUUACGUUUCGAAAACCGGUCGAAGCGGAUUUCCUUGGUAGUCGAUUCCGGCGUGAGUACCUGCUGCCAAAACACGAAAUACCAUCUUCGGCAUUUGAGACGAAAGUCGAUAUCCUCAGGAGAGGAAAGACAAAGGAAUUGGAAAAAUGGCAAGCGAAGAGUGCGAUUGGGCAUUGGCGAGUCAUGAGAAGUGUGCUCCCAGAUGCCGUCUGGAUCAAUUGGUGA